AUGGCCUUUGAAACCAUAAGCCUCCAAAACACCCUCGACCCCAACGGAAGGGUUUUUGAGAUUCCGCGCUCUGCCGCCGAGCACUCAGUCGUCGUCCGUCAACUACUCGAGGACUUCAGCAGCUUGGAAUUCGGCCAAAGCGUCAUCCCCAUCUCGGUUAAUGUCAGUGAGGAGUGCCUGGACAAGGUUUUCGAGUGGACCACGCACUGGCGCGACGCGCCCAAGGCAGCUGACGACGGGGCCGCCGCCGGCAAUGUGACAGCCGUCGAGUUCACCCCCUGGGACGACCAGUUCUUUAGCAACGUUGACCAGGACAUGCUGUUCGAGAUCCUGGUCGCCACAAACUACCUCGACAUCAAGCCGCUGUACGACAUGGCCUGCCAGAUCGUCGCCGACAUGAUCCGCGGUAAGAGCACGGAGGAGAUUCGCCAGAUUCUCAACAUCAGGAAUGACUUUACCCCUGAGCACGAGGAAGCCAGGCGCAGGGAGGCCUUGUAG
Molecule: messenger RNA, 498 nt
Organism: Parathielavia appendiculata
Lineage: Eukaryota; Fungi; Ascomycota; Sordariomycetes; Sordariales; Chaetomiaceae
Product: Skp1-domain-containing protein
Exons: 1
Coding region: 1-498 (165 amino acids)
Biological process (GO): mitotic cell cycle; SCF-dependent proteasomal ubiquitin-dependent protein catabolic process
Cellular component (GO): nucleus; cytoplasm
Molecular function (GO): cullin family protein binding
Source: RefSeq, a predicted model, not a curated record